Molecule: messenger RNA, 2319 nt
Organism: Motacilla alba alba
Lineage: Eukaryota; Metazoa; Chordata; Aves; Passeriformes; Motacillidae
Gene: PDCD2
Product: programmed cell death 2
Exons: 6
Coding region: 141-1268 (375 amino acids)
Cellular component (GO): nucleus; cytoplasm
Source: RefSeq, a predicted model, not a curated record
CCGGCACAGGGCGGGGAGCCCGGGACGGAGCUGGCGGGGGCAGGGUUGGCCGGGGAGAGCGGCGCUGAGCCGGGGCCGGGCCGGGCGGGGCCGGCGCAGCGCCCGCCCCUCUCGCUGCCUGGCGGCCGACGGGAAGCGGCAUGGCUCCCGGCGUGGAGCUGGGUUUCGCGGCGCCGGCGGAGGGCCCGGGCGGUGCCUGGCGGCUGCACAGCACCUACUUCCCUAGCAAGGUCGGGGGGCGGCCGGCGUGGCUGGGCGAGGCCGGGCUGCCGGGCCCCGCCGCUCUGCGCUGCGGCCGCUGCCAGCAGCCCUGCGCCUUCCUGCUGCAGCUGUACGCGCCGCUGCCCGGCCGCCCCGACGCCUUCCACCGCACCCUCUUCGUGUUCGCCUGCCGCAGCCCCGCCUGCUACCGCCUGGCGGGCCCCGGCGGGCCCUUCCGCGUGUUCCGGAGCCAGCUGCCGCGGCGGAACGACACGUACCCCGAGGAGCCGCCCCCCGAGGAGCCGCCCCCGGGCCCGGCCCCCGCGCCCCCGCGGCGGCUGGGCAGCGGCGCCGCGCUCUGCCGCGUCUGCGGCUGCCUCGGGCCGCGCUGCUGCGGGCGCUGCCGCCGCGCCGCCUACUGCGGGCCCGAGCACCAGGCGCUGGACUGGCGGCGCGGGCACCGCCGCUCCUGCGGGCAGCACGCCCCCGGAGAUGAUUCGGCAGAUGCAAUUCCAGAGCAUAACGAAUUCCUUUUUCCAGAAUAUGAAAUUUUGAUAGAACCUGAGGAGCCAGAAUUUCCUGCUGACAGCACUGAUGAUGAACAAGGAGCUGAAGAUACAUCAAAGGAUGCAAAAGAACAAGAGGAACUUGGAGCUGCAGGCACUGCAGGUGAAGCAUUUCAGUCCUUAGAUGAAGAGACAUUGGAAGCAAUGGCAAAACAUGAGACUGAAGAAGAAAAGAUCUUCCGAAUGUUUAAAAAACAAGUAGCUGCUGAACCAGAGCAGAUUAUUAGAUACUGCAGAGGAGGAGAAGGUCCACUAUGGGUGUCAGGUGAACACAGGCCUGAAGAAAAAGAUAUCCCAAAUUGUGUAUGUGGUGCCAAAAGGAUAUUUGAAUUCCAGAUUAUGCCACAGCUCCUGAAUCACCUUCAGGUUGACAGCCUUGGAGAGAGCAUUGACUGGGGAACGCUGGUGGUGUACACUUGUGCUGAGAGCUGUGGUGGGGGAAGUGAAUACCUGGAAGAGUUCAUAUGGAAACAAGACUAUUCCACGGGCUGUGCUUUAUGAAGUUGAGUCAUCCAAAUGGAAUACUUGAUGUUUCACUGCAUCUCUGCACUAUGCAAACACGUAGUUGAACUGAAGUCACUGAUAACUGUGCAUCUUGUAACAGUGAUAAAACUGCUGUAACUAGACGUUGACAGCCUCUCUUGUGCUCCAGAGGAGCUUUUACUUCAACCUGGUAAUGAAACCAGAUGCAUUUGUUCAGAAAGCUUCAUUUCAAAUCUCAUUUCUGGAAGUUUUUUUAAUAAAGAUGAUCAACUCUUGGAUUGGUGAAAUUAUCUUUCGCUGGUAAUGGAACUUCAAAAACUUAAAAAGAUUGUAGUCUGUCAGGAUUUUCAUUGGGCUACUCAAAAAUUAACAUUCAUUCAAAGAAAAGCAGACUACUGUAAACCCACUUGAGUGCUUAUGUUGAAGAGCUGUACAGGAGUCAGCUAAGAUAAAGCUGCAUAGCCUUUUGCUGUGGAAUUUAAAUCUGCUUCCCUUUCUCAGCAGGUACACUAAACCUAACUUGGGAGUUUGUCACAUGUUCUGAUUGAGUGGUUGAGAUAAUAUGCACAAAAAUCAAGUGUUUUAUCUGACUUUAAAACUAUUAGCCCCAUGCAGAAGAAGUAACUCCGUUACCUGGUGCAGAAGCAGUUUAAACAAAGUCAGCUCUACCAGAACACAUUUGUCUUCUUACACACUGCCUGUAGCAGCAGAUUUUCAGGCUGAAUUGUACCUUAAGUCUGCCAUAAUUGAUGGAGUUUAAAAAUAAGUGUCCUCUGCAGGGAUUCUUCCACUGUAUGACUGCCAUAUAGCUGAGGCAAGAGAAUAAUAAACCAUAAUGCUGAGCUUUACUGUGGUAGUUAGUUGCCUAACUCCUCCUGUGGCUAUGGCAGUAUUUGCAGAAAAGGCUUUUUUGUAUGUUUCCCUAUAGAAUUGACUUCAGUUACAUAUUCCCUUACCCUGCUCCAACCAUCCAUAGCUGCUUACCUGUGACUCUGUGGGGCCCACUGUGGGGGUUUUGAAAUCGUUUAGGUGUGGAAAGUACUCAAAUAAACAGGCAGAGAAUGCUGUA